Molecule: messenger RNA, 1315 nt
Organism: Labeo rohita (rohu)
Lineage: Eukaryota; Metazoa; Chordata; Actinopteri; Cypriniformes; Cyprinidae
Gene: guk1b
Product: guanylate kinase 1b
Exons: 9
Coding region: 126-797 (223 amino acids)
Biological process (GO): purine nucleotide metabolic process
Cellular component (GO): cytosol
Molecular function (GO): GMP kinase activity
Source: RefSeq, a predicted model, not a curated record
CUGCAAUAUGAUUGGCUGAGAGUAAACAGAGGAGGUGGUAAUUGUCACUGGCAGUAAGCUGUGGCAGUAAGUCAGUGAGUUAGAACCACACUUACGUACUCACCACCGUCUAACUUGCAAGAGAAAUGUCAGGACCCAGGCCUGUAGUUCUGAGUGGCCCAUCAGGAGCUGGGAAAAGCACCCUGUUGAAGAGACUCAUGAAAGAAUAUGAAGGGGUUUUUGGAUUCAGUGUCUCCCACACCACCAGAAAUCCUCGACCUGGAGAAGAAGAUGGAAAAGGGCUGAAUUGUCUCCCAAUGCUUCUGGGGGCUACAUUACUUCCUGUAGCAGACGUCCUAUCCUCUGAGACAUCUGAAGAUUACCACUUUGUCACCAGAGAGAAAAUGCAAGAGGGAAUUGACAAGGGCGAAUUCAUUGAGAAUGCAGAGUUUUCUGGGAACAUGUAUGGAACCAGCAAAUCAUCCAUUGAAGACGUUCAAGCACAAAACCUCAUCUGCAUCUUGGAUGUUGACAUACAAGGAGUGAAAAACAUUAAAAAGACUGAUCUGAACCCCAUAUAUAUCUCCAUCCAGCCACCUUCAAUGGAGAUCUUGGAAAAGCGUCUGAGAGACAGACAAACAGAGUCAGAGGACAGUCUACAGAAGCGUCUGGAGGCAGCGAGGAUUGACAUGGAGCUCAGUAAGGAACCUGGAGUUUUUGAUAUCGUAAUUGUUAAUGAUGACCUGGAAGAAGCCUAUGAGAAACUAAAAAGUGUUCUUAUUGAGGAAAUUGAGAAGGUGCAAGAUGCCAAGAAAUAAGAAAGGAUAAACAGCAUUUUUGACCUUUCUGUCUGACAGCACAAGACAUGAAGCCUUUUUUCCAGCCUUGUGUGAUGCAAUCAUGGUGUUGGUUCUGAUGUCAGACUCUAAAAACGUAAUUCACUUAAACGGCUAAUCAAGACAGGUGCUUUAAAAAAGUGUGUCUAUAGAGCUUUUCUCUGUGGGUGAGAGAAAAUCUAUGCAUAAAUAGAUAAUGCACAUCUCACUCUCAGCUGAGGACUCUCAAGAGCAUGUUUGCACCUUCAAUAAUGAAGGGAGACAUGGUAACAAAAAUGAGUUCAGUUAGUAUUUAUGGCAAUAGUUUGUUUACAACCAGUAUGUUAGUUCUAUAAUAGAGAAAUGAUUGUUUUCAACAUAUGUGAACUUUGUUAGAUGCUAUACAGCAUGUUUGAUUCUCAAUCAAAAGUUUUGAAUGUAUUCCGCUGAAUGGUUAGUUUGAGUUGCACCUUCACGUUUCCAAGUUUGUGUUGAAUAUAAAAUUAUGUAAUUUUGGGUUA